AUGGGAUUGAGAAGCAAAAAAUUAAGUGUUGUUCUGUUAUUGUUAUUGUGUUUGUCAUCUCCAAUUUCGGGCCAAUUCAAUAUACCAGCUAGGCCGGACGGGCUAUGGUAUGGGGACAAAAGACUCGAGCCGGGUCAGAUACUGAUAGAGGCAUUUUUAGACCCGGUUUGCCCCGACAGCCGAGAUUCAUGGCCGCCCCUCAAGAAAGCACUCGAGGAUUAUGGCGAUCGCGUUAAGCUCAUUACUGCAAAACUUUGGUAUGAAUAUAUUGCAGAGGCAUUUUUCAAUAAUCAGGAAAAUUUUUACGGGGAUUCGACAUUUAACCUGUCGAGAGCAAUUAUAACUGAUCGUAUCGUGAAGUUCUCAAUUAAGGCACUUGGAGACUCUUUUCAGUCUGCAAUUGAAUCUGGCUUCGAAAACAAUGCAACAGAUUAUUUAACCAGAGUUGGUUUCAAGCAAGGUUGCAUACGAGGAGUCUAUGCGACACCGUAUUUCUUUGUUAAUGGGUUUACAUUUGCAGAACCUGGAUCAGCUCAGAACUAUAGCACAUGGAGAAAUGUUUUAGAUCCUUUAGUUGGCAAGUAA
Striga hermonthica is the source of this 585-nucleotide messenger RNA. NCBI's taxonomy places the organism in Eukaryota, Viridiplantae, Streptophyta, Magnoliopsida, Lamiales, Orobanchaceae. The record is from the annotation of a GenBank genome assembly.